Fusarium coffeatum is the source of this 174-nucleotide messenger RNA. RefSeq lists its product as uncharacterized. The transcript is spliced from 2 exons. NCBI's taxonomy places the organism in Eukaryota, Fungi, Ascomycota, Sordariomycetes, Hypocreales, Nectriaceae. The record is from RefSeq and is a predicted model, not a curated record. Bases 1 to 174 code for a protein of 57 amino acids.
AUGAAGUUCUUGUCCGUCGCCUUCGCCCUCUUCUCAGCCUCUGUUGCCAUGGCUGCUGUUCUUCCCGAGCCCGAGAUCCCGGGCAAACUAGUCACACGCGAGGAGUUUGAGCUUGCCAUUCGCCAAGCUGGCUGCUCUGCUUGUGUUCAAGUGCCUGUUGCUGGAAAGACUUAA